Molecule: messenger RNA, 999 nt
Organism: Coffea arabica (coffee)
Lineage: Eukaryota; Viridiplantae; Streptophyta; Magnoliopsida; Gentianales; Rubiaceae
Source: RefSeq, a predicted model, not a curated record
GACGGUCAUACUAUUCUCUCGUAUAAAUAGUAGUAUUAAGACUUGUGCCCGCUUUUCCAUACGGUUUUUUCUUCGGUGCCAUCUCAUCUUUGGAGACGUCAAACAAGUAUCCAGAUUCAAUCACUCAAAAGAAACUGCAAAAUCUUUGGUCAAGAUUAUUGAAGAUGGCUGGGAUGCUUCCUGGAGUAGAAGUUGCAAGGAGGAGGAGGUUUCAUCAAAGUGGAGGAUGGCUUGAUUCUUCCAGUGCUUCACCAUCUGGUCAUUGUUCAACUAGAAGGUCUUCUUUUUGUCUAUAUGUCAGCAACCAUGAAUCCCCUCUCAGCUCGAGCACAUCUAUUGUGCCCAGGAGCUCAAUAAGCCAGGCAUACUGUGAUCAGAAGCUGAAUGAUGCAGCCAGAGAAGCCAAACAAAGGUUGGAUGGGAGGCUAAGAGCACAAUGGAAAUCAGAAACCAAAAGGGGUCAUAGCGGCCGACAAAGAUCAAGACAAUCGGAAAACAGGCCUACAGAGGUAAGAGAGUUGCAAACAGAGGUGUCGGGGGUAAAGAAAAGCGGAUCGAAGAGGUUCAGUUGGGUGAAGUUAAGUUGGAAGUCAUCUGAACAGGACGAAUGUGCUGUGUGUUUGGAGGAAUUCAGGGCAGAGGAGAAGCUAAUGCAGUUAGCCUGCGCCCACAGGUUCCAUUCAGGAUGUUUGGUGCCAUGGCUCGAGAACAAUGCCCACUGUCCUUGUUGCAGAACGGAAAUUGUCCUAUAACUAGUGGGAGGGUAGUCAGUCAAAAGGCAUGAACUACUAUCAUUAGUUUUAGCUUCUAGCAGCCCAACUUCUUGAUGAAAGUUUGAGGCUGAACAAUCACUACUGUAACCUACAUAGAUUCAUUCACUACUGUCGUGCAUCUGAACAAUACUAUCUCUUUUUUUGGUUCUGUAUCGUACAUCUGAACAAACAAUUUAAAGAUGCUCUUCCAUGUCCUGCAUAUACUAGGGAUGAUCAUUUGGGACUA